UUGUGUCUCAGGACCUUGGAGAUUCCCAUCAAAUGAUAUCGGAGAAAUGUGUUGCCCCCGAAUGAUAGCCUGCAUUCUGUACUUGUCGGCGGCUUUCAACAUGCUGACGGCAUUCGUCCUGCUGGUGCUGUGUGUCCUGGCAGGUGUCAUCUACAAAAUACCGCAAAGAGCCCAACCAGAUCUUAGCAAUGUGUCCAUUUCACAGGUUAGUCCUCGAUCCGAGCCGUUUCCCCGAGUCCCAUGUGUGUCUCUUGCAGCGCAAAAGGGCUCUGAUGUGGGCGUACAUAAUCGCCUGGCCGCUGUUCUUCUCGUGUGUGACCAUCCUGCUGCUGCUGAUCUACUGCUCGGUGAUCGUUUGGUAUGAUUUCCUGCGCUUUUGUUGGCCCCUCUGGUUCUUUGUCGUGUGGUUCGUGACUGCCAUCCCCUCCUGGAUCUUGGCCAUUUCGUACCUGAGCACUGGCCAUGAUAUUUCAACCGAGGCAUCAUCUACAAACUCGGCGCAAUCGUAGAAAUAAAGCAUACAAGAAAUGUA
Drosophila pseudoobscura is the source of this 532-nucleotide messenger RNA. RefSeq lists its product as uncharacterized. The coding region runs from base 189 to 509 and encodes 106 amino acids. The record is from RefSeq and is a predicted model, not a curated record. The transcript is spliced from 3 exons. NCBI's taxonomy places the organism in Eukaryota, Metazoa, Arthropoda, Insecta, Diptera, Drosophilidae.